Molecule: messenger RNA, 2111 nt
Organism: Synchiropus splendidus (mandarinfish)
Lineage: Eukaryota; Metazoa; Chordata; Actinopteri; Syngnathiformes; Callionymidae
Product: vesicle-associated membrane protein-associated protein B-like
Exons: 6
Coding region: 176-928 (250 amino acids)
Biological process (GO): endoplasmic reticulum membrane organization
Cellular component (GO): plasma membrane; endoplasmic reticulum membrane
Molecular function (GO): FFAT motif binding
Source: RefSeq, a predicted model, not a curated record
UACCAAGUUAGCAGUAGCGCGUUAGCAUCCAGCAGCUGUCUGUGGCAGUCAUCCGGUCAGUCAGCCUCUGCGGCGGUCUUCUUCGUCUUCUCUCUCCCGAAGAACCACCGGGAGCCAAUUGAAAGUCCUCCCCUUGGUCAGCUGUGGUGUGAAACCGUUGAAGACGCGCUGGGACAUGGCCAGACCAGAACAAGUCCUGGUGCUAGAACCGCAACACGAACUCAAAUUCCGAGGCCCAUUUACAGACGUAGUCACCGCCACUUUGAAGCUCAUCAACCCCACAGAUAGAAAUGUAUGUUUCAAAGUCAAGACCACUGCUCCACGCAGAUACUGUGUGCGCCCCAACAGUGGCAUCAUCGACGCCAGAACCUCCAUUAAUGUUUCGGUUAUGCUUCAACCGUUUGAUUAUGACCCAAAUGAAAAAAGCAAGCACAAAUUCAUGGUGCAGUCCAUGUUGGCCCCGUACGACAUGACUGACAUGGAAGGAGUUUGGAAGGAGGCAAAGCCGGAGGAGCUGAUGGAUUCCAAGUUGCGGUGUGCGUUUGAGAUGCCCGUAGAAAAUGACAAAGCUCAUGAAAACGAAAGCAACAAAACAGUGACUUCCUCUGCCCCCUCUGUAAAGACGGAGCACAAUGUGCUGCCAAAAUCGGCCAGCGCCUCUUUGGAUGACGGAGAGGUCAAGAAGAUCAUGGAGGAGUGCAAGCGCCUGCAGAUGGAAGUGCAGCGGUUACGGGAGGAAAACAGACAGAUAAGGGAGGAUGAUGGGCUGAGGAAGAGAAAGGUGACUUCAGCAUCUGCCUCUCACACCACUUCCUCCUCCAUCAUGGCGUCUUCUGCUAUGAGGGAUGAAGGCCUCAGCACUCGUGUCCUGGCGCUCUGCGUGCUCUUCUUUGUCAUUGGAGUCAUCAUUGGCAAGCUGGUCAUUUAGAGACACAGAGGGACAGAGCACAGUGACGGUCGGCGGCUACAGCGGGCGUGCCUCAGUGACAACAGCGGUGGAUGUCUUCUAGGUUUAUGUUGAUUCAUCUCUUUGUUUCUUUUUACAUUUAAGGCAAUAUCACCAUUGCUUGUCUGGGUGGCAAAUUAUUUAAUGUGUAAAAAGAAAAAAGAAGGAAGACAAAGUUCCAAGUGUGAUUGUUUUGUCACAAGUCUUGCCGGUUUCUUUCUUUCUGAAAUAAUCACCUGUGGUCUGUUCUCUCCGUCCAUCCCCUCAUUUCCAAAGGAUCUUCCCAAACUUGCACAGCUACUUAGCGUUGUGUUUGUGUGGCUUCACAUUCUGGCUGGAGUGUCUCAAAUCUUUAGACAAGUAUUUGAUUCCUCUCUCAUAUUGUCUGAAGCAAUUGGUGCAACACUCCUCAAUGGCCUCUCUUCCACUUAUUACUGAUAAUCUCCAUGGAGAGUUGGACUCUGCGUCUUCACCUUCUUAAAAAUGAUCAUGUGAGCCAGUAGAAGCUAUGCGUGUGCAAGUUAUGUCGUUCUGUUGGAAGGCUGAGUGGGUGUGUUCGUGUGUAUGUGUGUAACACCACAACCCACAAACUGUUCGAAUAUUUGUACUCGAACUGUGGAGUACAAAUGAAUUUCAUGAAACAAGUAAUAGUCUUAUAAUCCUGUCUUUCGGCUGGUGGAGAAAUCACAUGCAAAGAAUCUACAAAACAGAGUGGCACAAGUAAAUAAACAGAUAAACCUUGAAGAUUGAAUGCAAAACUAUAAAUAAAACAGUAUGCAACAAUAGUUCUCUUUCAUUUUCGCCCUCUAAGUUGAUUGUACAAAGCUGCCUUUUGCUUUUGUUCCAUUUAUUCCAGCGAUGUGCACUAUACUUAAUUGUCCCCUGCAUGAAAUACCUUAAGUUAUUUGACUUGUCUUUUAUCAUUUAUAAUCCUUGAUUUGGCUGUGGUGCGACAUAGCUGUGUUAUCCAUGCUAUUAUUUGACCAACUCCAUAACAGAAGUGUUAGGUUGCUAAAAGUCGAAGGUGCGUGGAUGAAUGGCAGACCUGUGAAUACACACUACAUUUUACAAAAGGCUUCAGUGCUUCACUUCACAAACUUGGUUAACCUCACAGUAAUUGAAUACUCUUUUGUAUGUACAUGGAAAUAAAGUGUAUCAAACUGAA